Molecule: messenger RNA, 1467 nt
Organism: Besnoitia besnoiti
Lineage: Eukaryota; Apicomplexa; Conoidasida; Eucoccidiorida; Sarcocystidae
Product: proline dehydrogenase
Exons: 6
Coding region: 1-1467 (488 amino acids)
Cellular component (GO): mitochondrion
Molecular function (GO): FAD binding; proline dehydrogenase activity
Source: RefSeq, a predicted model, not a curated record
AUGUGGCUUCUGAAGCAGUCAUUCUACAAAGUUUUCUGCGGAGGCGAGGACCUGAACGAAGUCCGGGGAACCAUGGACAAACUCAGAAAGCGCGGUGUGCAGAGUGUUCUGGAUUAUGCUGUCGAAGCCUCUCCGGAUGAUGUAGCGGCGAUGUCCGCAGAGACGUUCGAAGAGAAUCUCCGCUUGACGUGGGACGCGGUGAAAGCCGUAUCUGACGAGCGCGACGGCCUUGUUGCUGUUAAGGUCACUGCUCUCGGACCCACCAGUACCAUGGAGCGGGCUGGUAUCGUGACUGCGGCGGUGGAGAGACUCUUUGCCGAACUGUGUGGCGUGCCAGUAUCAGCUGGUCACCGGCGCACACUACCCGAUUUGCUCAUCUCCAAGGAGUUGACGAAAGAGACAUUCGUGAAGGGCAUCCAGCAGCUGCAAACUGAGAAAAGUAUGCCAGUUGCUCCGGAGGGCGAGUUGAACCGCAUCUUCAAUCGUCUUCUGGAGCAACCUGGUGGUGGUGACGAUAAAACGAAAGUUUCUUUCUAUCAGUGGUGUCAUCUUCUCCAACCACAUAUGGUGGGAAGAGCAGAUCUGUCUGUCUUCAAGGAGCUGAUACCGCCUUUGUCUGACGAGGAUGUGAAGGAAGUCGAAGCGACCGAGGAAAGGUUGUUCCGGCUUUGUGAGAUGACGGAGAAGGUUGAGACAAAGCCGUCUCUUCUUGUUGACGCUGAGCAUUCGCCGCUCCAAGGAUUUAUUCGCGCUGUCACGAUCAACGCUCAAAAAAAGUUCAACAAGAACGGCAAGAGUCUUGUGUACAACACUUACCAAGCCUACCUCAAAGAGACAAAAAGCCAACUGACAUCGGAUUUGGAGAUGGCCCGUCGGUUCGGGGUGACUUUUGCGCUCAAGCUUGUCCGUGGAGCGUACAUGUCGUUCGAGCGAAGAACAGCAGAGGAGAACGGCUAUCCUAGUCCCGUACAUGACUGUCUGGAAGACACCCACAACUCCUACGACGCGUGUGUCCGGCUUCUUCUCAGCAACAUUGACAGGGUGGCUCUCUUUAUGGGAAGUCACAAUGCAGAAUCUCUUCAGAAGGCGACGGCGUUGCUGUAUGAGAUAUGUGAAGAGCGUAACAGUGGUGUGGGCAAGGACGGAAAACCCGGUGCGGGUGCGUCAACGGAUCUGCUGACGCCGGCGAGCUUGCCUGUAUCCUUUGGGCAGCUCCUUGGAAUGGGAGACCAUUUGACAUUCACGUUGAGUGACUCUGGUUUCCGGGUGUACAAAUAUGUACCGUAUGGUCCGGUAGAUGUCACAAUUCCUUACCUUCUUCGACGCGCGCAGGAAAAUGCUGGGAUGAUGGGGGGAGCUGGUCGCGAAUUGUUUUUCGUAGCAGAAGAAGUGAAGAAUCGCGUGAAGGGCUGGUUGGGCCGGAAGGAACAAACCUCCGAUAGUGGGCAAUACGCAACUCGGCGCUAG